GCCCGUACGGGAGCCCGGGCUGACAUGGAGCCUGCUGUACCCCUAUGCAGUCCGCGUUACCCCAACAUGAAAUAAACACCCGCCCCAAUCCGUCUCCAUGCAGCCCGUGUUAAGCCAUUAAAAGCCAUAAACAUGCUGGGCAUGUACGUGCCAGACAGAUUUUCCCUGAAGUCUUCCCAAGUCCAAGACGGGAUGGGGCUGUACACCAGCAGGCGAGUGAAAAAGGGGGAAAAGUUUCGUCCUUUUGCUGGUGAAAAGCGGAUACCUAAUGAAGUGGAUGAAAACAUGGAUAACAGACUAAUGUGGGAGGUCCGUGGAAGUAAAGGAGAGGUACUGUAUAUUUUAGAUGCAACAAACCCACGCCAUUCCAAUUGGUUGCGCUUUGUCCAUGAGGCACCAUCCCAAGAGCAGAAGAACCUGGCAGCUAUUCAGGAAGGGGAGAAUAUAUUCUAUUUGGCUAUUGAUGACAUAGAAACUGACACUGAGUUACUAAUUGGCUACUUGGAUAGUGACAUGGAGGAAGCUGAAGAAGAGAAUGAAGAAAUCAGCAAUGUUUGCAUCAAAGAAGAUGAUGAAAAUCACAAAGAUACACAGCAGUCUGGAGAAAAAGAGUACUUUAAAUGUAAAGAAGACCAUGGCUGCCCUCUCUGUGAGUCUAGUUUCCCCAGUCAGGAGAUUCUAGCAGAACAUCUUCAAGCUCUUCACCAGAAGCCAAGUGAAGAAAAGGAGUUUAAAUGCAGGAAUUGCGGCAAAAAAUUCCCAGUGAAACAGGCUCUUCAACGACAUGUGCUUCAAUGUGCAGAUAAUAUCAUCUCUGGAGACUCUUCUGGGAGUUAUCACUGUUCAAUCUGCAGUAUUUCCUUCGGCUCAGCGUUGAGUUUUGAACAGCAUAAGGAAGCAUGCAAAGGAGAAACCAGGUUUAUCUGUAAGGCUGACAGCUGUGGAAAGAGGUUCCGAAGCAAAGAUACACUGAAGAAGCACAAAGAAAAUGUUCAUUCGGGGAACUCUAGAAAAAGGCUGAUGUGUACUGUCUGUAACAAGAAGUGUUCUUCAUCAGUCAACCUCCAAGAGCAUAGAAAGGUUCAUGAAAUUUAUGAGUGUCAGGAUUGUGACAAGAAAUUUAUUUCAGCAAACCAACUUAGACGGCAUAUGAUAACCCACUCAGAAAAGCGCCCUUACACCUGUGAGGUUUGCUGUAAAUCCUUCAAACGACUUGAUCAAGUCACAGCACACAAAAUUAUACACAGCGAAGACAAACCUUACCAAUGCAAGCUCUGUGGAAAGGGAUUUGCCCACAGAAAUGUUUACAAGAAUCAUAAGAAGACCCAUUCUGAAGAGAGACCAUUCCAGUGCGAGGAAUGCAAGGCUUUGUUCCGCACUCCGUUCUCAUUGCAGAGGCACCUGCUAAUACAUAACAGUGAACGCACAUUUAAAUGUGACCAUUGUGAUGCCACAUUCAAAAGAAAGGACACGCUAAAUGUUCAUAUUCAAGUUGUACAUGAUGGUCACAAGAAGUACAAAUGUGAUCUUUGUGACAAAGCCUUUGUGACCCCAUCAGUGCUCAAAAGCCAUAAAAAAACUCACACAGGGGAAAAAGAAAAGAUUUGUCCAUACUGUGGCCAGAAGUUUGCUAGUAAUGGGACCCUUCGUGUUCAUAUACGGAGUCACACUGGUGAGCGCCCCUACCAGUGUCCUUACUGCGAUAAAGCGUUCAGUAAGAAUGACGGGCUAAAGAUGCACAUUCGGACUCAUACAAGGGAAAAGCCAUACCAGUGCACCCAGUGUAACAAGGCUUUCAGCCAGAAACGGGGACUGGAUGAGCACAUGAGGACCCAUACGGGAGAAAAGCCAUUCCAGUGUGAUGUAUGCGAUCUGUCAUUCAGCCUUAAAAAGAUGUUGAUCCGACACAAGCUGACUCACAACCCGAACCGUCCGAUGGCAGAGUGUCAGCUCUGCCACAAGAAGUUUACAAGAAACGACUACCUCAAAGUGCACAUGGAGAAUGUGCAUGGGGAAACUGAGAGUUAAUUCGCAGAGGCCAGUAUUUAGAACAAAUAUGUGAAAUCGAGUCUUACCCAUUUCCAAAUCCUUAGUAUCCUAGCCUGUUGGAAAUAUUGUGUAUACGGAUAGGCAUUUUUUGGGACCAACACAAUGUGCUGAAUUAUUGCUUAAUGUGUUUGAUGAAGAGGUGGCACUUUAAACACUUUGUGUUAUAUGUCUUAAAAGCGCUAGAUGCCAUUAUGUAUGUUCUUUUCAAUGUACCCAGAAUUGUAAAA
Spea bombifrons (plains spadefoot toad) is the source of this 2276-nucleotide messenger RNA. It is a transcript of the gene PRDM5, whose product is annotated as PR/SET domain 5. Gene Ontology annotation, cellular component: nucleus. Bases 133 to 2028 code for a protein of 631 amino acids. NCBI's taxonomy places the organism in Eukaryota, Metazoa, Chordata, Amphibia, Anura, Pelobatidae. The transcript is spliced from 16 exons. The record is from RefSeq and is a predicted model, not a curated record. Gene Ontology annotation, molecular function: RNA polymerase II transcription regulatory region sequence-specific DNA binding; protein binding; DNA-binding transcription factor activity. Gene Ontology annotation, biological process: negative regulation of DNA-templated transcription.